This is a messenger RNA of Penicillium brevicompactum, 1620 nucleotides long. RefSeq names its product rRNA-processing protein PWP1. Gene Ontology annotation, molecular function: protein binding. Gene Ontology annotation, cellular component: nucleus. The coding region runs from base 1 to 1620 and encodes 539 amino acids. Lineage: Eukaryota; Fungi; Ascomycota; Eurotiomycetes; Eurotiales; Aspergillaceae. The transcript has 2 exons. The record is from RefSeq and is a predicted model, not a curated record. Gene Ontology annotation, biological process: rRNA processing.
AUGUCUUCUAUGAUUACGACUACGUCGUGGGUCAAGCGCGGUGUCGCUGCCCAAUUUCCCACCAAAUAUGUUAUCGACGAGGCUGAGAUGGGCCGUAUAUCUAAGCUUGCGCGCAUGCAGCUCGAGGAUGCCAAGGAAGAUAUGAGUGCUGCUCAGGACGGCAAGAUGGACGAGCAGGAAGAGGAGGCGCAGGCCGAUGAUACAAUGGAGGAGGACAGCGAAGAGAAGCCCUCGGCUACAGGCACAGACGCAAAGACUGACGAUGAUGUCUUGAAGGAGUUUGAUAUGGACAACUACGACAAGGAGGAAGUCGAUGAUGACGGCGAGAAGGUCACCAUGUUCGGCAACGUACAAUCUUUGGCUUACCACCAGCCCAACGAGGCGGAUCCCUACCUCACCAUGAACGACGAGGACGAUGACGAGGAGCGCGAAGAGCUUCAGAUCAUGCCCGAGGAUAAUCUUCUCAUUGCUGGAAAGGUGGAGGACGAGGUUGCGCAUCUCGAGGUCUAUGUCUACGAAGAUAAGGCAGACAACCUUUACGUGCAUCACGACAUCAUGCUGCCCGGAAUUCCACUGUGCACCGAGUGGCUUGAUAUCCCCGUUGGCAAGAACCCCGAAGGUCGUACACAGGGCAAUUUUGUCGCCGUCGGAACCAUGGAGCCUGAUAUCGAGAUCUGGGAUCUGGACGUCGUGGACUCCAUGUACCCCAAUGCCAUCCUCGGUCAAGGCGGCCAGGAUGCCGAAAAGACCAAGAAGAAGCAGAAGAAGAAGACCAAGGCCAACGAUGAAUACCAUGUCGACGCCGUCCUGGCGCUGGCCGCCAACCGUCAGCACCGCAACCUUCUCGCCUCUGGAUCUGCCGAUAAGACCGUCAAGCUUUGGGAUCUGAACACCGGCACCUGUGCCAAGUCCUACUCUUACCACAAGGAUAAGGUUUGCUCACUAGACUGGCACCCUACCGAGUCCACCAUUCUGCUGAGCGGCAGUUACGACCGUACAGUUGUUGCGGCCGACAUGCGUGCACCCGAUGUCCAAGCCCGCUGGGCCGUCGACGCCGACGUCGAGGCUGUCCGCUGGGAUCCCCACGACCCCAACUUCUUCUACGUCACCACUGAUGCCGGUAUGGUGUACCGCUUCGACAUGCGCAUCGUGCCCGCCACCCCCGCCGAGUCCAAGCCCGUUUGGUCUCUGCAGGCCCACGACUCCUCUGUCUCCUCCUUCGAUAUCAACCGUGCUAUCCCCGGCUUCCUGGUGACUGGCUCAACAGACAAGACCGUCAAGCUGUGGAACGUCGAAGACGAUCGCCCCAGCCUGGUCGUCACCCGCAAGUUGGAAGUCGGCAAGGUGUUCUCCACCUCUUUUGCUCCCGACCAAGAGGUUGGCUUCCGUCUGGCUGUUGCUGGUAGCAAGGGAAGCGUGCAGAUUUGGGAUUCAUCUACCAAUGCCGGUGUCCGCCGUGCGUUUGUUUCUCGCAUUCCUGACUUUGCAAACGAGGUCCAGGAGCGCACUGUUGGAAUCAAUGUUGAUAACGAGGACUCAUCUGAUGACGAGGGUGAGGGCGAGGGAGCUGAGGAGGCUCCUCGUGGUGGUGAUGGCUGGGAGUCUAUGGAUGAGGAUUAA